Messenger RNA from Schistocerca nitens (vagrant locust), 630 nucleotides. Its product is annotated as serine/arginine repetitive matrix protein 1-like. The transcript has a single exon. The record is from RefSeq and is a predicted model, not a curated record. NCBI's taxonomy places the organism in Eukaryota, Metazoa, Arthropoda, Insecta, Orthoptera, Acrididae. Bases 1 to 630 code for a protein of 209 amino acids.
AUGUCUUUACGUGAAAGCGGCGCCCGCCGCACCCCGGCCGGAGCCGGGACGCAGCAGGCGCCGCCAACGAGAAAGCGGCGCCCGCCGCACCCCGGCCGGAGCCGGGGCGCAGCAGACGCCGCCAAAGCGAAAGCGGCACCCGCCGCACCCCGGCCGGAGCCGAAGCGCAGCAGGCGCCGCCAAAGCGAAAGCGGCACCCGCCGCACCCCGGCCGGAGCCGAAGAGCAGCAGGCGCCGCCAAAGCGAAAGCGGCGCCCGCCGCACCCCGGCCGGAGCCGAAGAGCACAGCAAGCGCCGCCAACGCACAAGCGGCACCCGCCGCACUCCGGCCGGAGCCGAAGCGCAGCAAGCGCCGCCAGAGCCAAAGCGGCACCCGCCGCACCCAGGCCGGAGCCAAGGCGCAGCAAGUACCGCCAACGCGAAAGCGGCGCCCGCCACACCCCAGCCGAAGCCGAGGCGCAGCAAGCGCCGCCAACGCAAAAGCGGCGCCCGCCGCACUCCGGCCGAAGCCGAAGCACAACAAGCGCCGCCAACGCAAAAGCGGCACCCGCCGCACCCCGGCCGGAGCCAGAGCACAGCAAGCGCCGCAGAAGAGAGCAAGUGCCAUUCGCCGGUGGACAAGGAUACUAG